Chlamydomonas reinhardtii is the source of this 2940-nucleotide messenger RNA. RefSeq lists its product as uncharacterized. NCBI's taxonomy places the organism in Eukaryota, Viridiplantae, Chlorophyta, Chlorophyceae, Chlamydomonadales, Chlamydomonadaceae. The transcript is spliced from 4 exons. The coding region runs from base 511 to 1869 and encodes 452 amino acids. The record is from RefSeq and is a predicted model, not a curated record.
CUAGGCCGCUCUUCAAAGUCCACUACAUCCAAGCCUGCACACCUAGCAUAUCGAGCUAGGGAAACGCCACGUUAUAGUAGUGGAGCACUGCCAGUUCGUGCAAACCGCGGAGCCAUGGCGCUCCGCCUCGAGCCUUGGAUCUUGAGCCUUGUCUUGAACCUUGGACCUCGCCACUAAAUCGGACUUCUGCACCACGACCUUUCUAGGUUGCAGCGGGCAUAAGCCCGCAAUUGCCACUAAGGGCAAUUACCUUUCGUUCGUGGGAUCACCAAUCGGUUUCGCACCAAUCUUUCGCCUUUUGCAUAAUUGGGCUUUUUAUCCGGAUUCGUACCCGGGUCCCUUCUGCCACACCCACGAUGGCGGCGAAAUGGCGGCGGCGCUGCCUGCCUCCUGGCGGGAGGGCACCAUCACGCUCAUUUUUUUUUUUGAGGAAUCAUCAAGGGCAAAAGCCUGGACCGCGCCGAGCUGGCGUCCUACCGGCCCAUCACGCUGCUCAACUGCGACUUCAAGAUGGUGUCCAAGGCCGUCAGCGCCCGCCUGCAGCCCGCCCUGGAUGCAGUUGUGGAUGAGCUGCAGACCGCGUUCAUCACCGGCCGCUGGAUUGGAGACAACGCGCUGUACCUCCAAGGCCUGAUCGAAUGGAUGCGCCUGGACGUGGGCGCGGACGGCACGCCACGGCAGGGUGGUGCGCUGUACUUCUUGGACAUUGAAAAGGCGUAUGACCGGGUGCACCGGCAGUGGCUGUAUGCGUCCGCGGAGGGACUUGGGUUUGGGCCGCGCAUGCUGCGCUGGAUCCGCCUGAUCACUGCCAACGGCUCUGCCCGCGUGUGUGUGAACGGGAUGCUCUCUGACGCCUUCCCAGUGCUGAACGGCUUGCCUCAGGGCAGCACCGCCUCACCACCCCUGUGGGUCAUCCAGAUGCAGCCACUGACGUCCUUUCUGCGGCGGCAGGUGGAGCAAGGGGCACUGCGCACGCCCCUGUUACCCAGCGGCGAGCAGGCGCCACCGGCUGCCCACCACGCUGACGACACGACCCUCACGGCGCGCGACCCGGCGGUGGACGGGCCGGUCCUGAUGGCGGCAGUACAGCUGUUCUGCCGCGCGUCCAACGCCCGUGUCCAUCCGGACAAGAGCAAGGCCAUGGGCCUUGGCAGGUUUGCGCACCUGACGGGCCCUUGCCCACACACGGGGGUGCCGUUUACCACUGGCGCCGUGACGCACCUGGGUGUGCCCCUGUCGUGGGACUCGGAUGCGGCUGCAGCUGACUUGUUCACCCGGCGGGCUCGCGGCAUGGCGUUUGUGGCGCGUCUGUGGGCUGCCCUGUCUCUGACUCUUGUUGGCCGUGUGCACAUUGCGAAGCAGGUGCUGGCGGCGAAGCUGGCCUACCACUUCAGCUUCCUCAACCCGUCGCCUGCGCAGCUGAAGGAACUCACCGACCUGGUGGACCACUUUGCUGCGCGCUCCAUGCACGCUGAGGACGCCAGCCUGGUGUCGCACGGGAACCCGCUCCUGCUGCCAAAGCGGGAAACGGCCUGUCUGCCGUACAAGGAUGGGGGUGUCAACCACGUCGACCUGCCUGCGUUCCUGUCUGCCCUGCAAGCUAAGACUUUCGCCCUCCUUGCCCAGCCAGGCCGGCAACCCUGGAAGAUGCUCACCCGGGCGCUGCUUACCCAUGUGCGCCCGGACUCCGCCACCACGUGGGCGUGGGUGUACAGCGACGCGCCGGCGCCAGCGGGGCUGCCUGCCCGGCUGGCGGCCGCGGUCGGCCACCUUCUCACCGCACAGCUCAAGGCGGCUAAGCUGGAGCACUUUGUUGCCAUCUGGACGGCGGGUGGCGCGCUUUGUGAAGUGGAGGAGGUUCAGGGCUAAUCGGUUACCGGACAAUGCGAUUUAAUUAAGGGACAAUUUGUCCGGUAAAGUAGAGUCCGGUAGCUUUCAGGCAUUGUCCGGUAGAGUCGCGCACCAAUGUCCGGUAGGGCAGCGCCAGAUUGUCCGGUAGAUUUCAAGCAUUGUCCGGUAGGUUUCAGGCAUUGUCCGGUAGGUUUCAAGCAAUGUCCGGUAAGGUAGUGCACCAAUGUCCGGUAGGGUAGUGCACGAUUGUCCGGUAGAUUUCAAGCAAUGUCCGGUAGCUUUCAAGCAAUGUCCGGUAAGGUAGCGCACCAAUGUCCGGUAGCCUAGCCAGCAGUACAAGCAGGACGCGUCCCACCGUCUUUUGUGGUGUCUACAGACACCGUUGCAUGUCCUGUCAUUCUAGUCAUUCCCUUGUCAUGUAGCAGCGGCUCCCCUGCCCUUGUUCAACCCUGUUCACAUACCCUUUUUGCUUGCUCCUGGGUCCCUUUGGCUACCUCGUCGCGCUCCUUUGGCCCCAUGCGCCUCCAUGCUUGCGCACAUAUCACCUGCAUACACAGCACCACCAGCGUUGCAACAGGCAUGGUGACAUGCAGCACAUGCACCGAUGCCUAGCGCGCAGACCAAGGUUGACAUGAGGAUAUGGCGGCCGGGGAAUUGUAAGCAGAUAUUUCCAUGCAUAAGCGAUUGAAACUAUUAGGACCCCGUGCGAAAGCGCAGGCAGGGCAAACGCAUGGUUGUUGACCGUGACAGCAAAACACGUAGACGCUUUGAGCUUUGAGCUGAUACAAUGCGAGUUCUCAGUCAGAACGUUACAUUAUCGGGCUGUGAGCCUGUUUGGCCUUGAAUCUUGUGCAGGUCGGCGAUGGUCAGCGAUAAAGGCCUCCACUUUGACCAAGUUUGUAGCACCUCCGCCAACCCCUCAAGCAUGCUCGCAACCUUGUGUCUAACAUUGUUGCUAUGAAAUAGCAUCGUGCAGUAUCAUAGAGGGUUUGUGAACGUGGAACACUGCAUGCCGAUAUCGCUUGCAACGGCGGUGAUAGGCUGUAACAGCUCAGCGAUACAUUUAACAACUUGUAAGUAUUAAAUCUG